This is a messenger RNA of Monodelphis domestica (gray short-tailed opossum), 6192 nucleotides long. It is a transcript of the gene KLC1, whose product is annotated as kinesin light chain 1. NCBI's taxonomy places the organism in Eukaryota, Metazoa, Chordata, Mammalia, Didelphimorphia, Didelphidae. Gene Ontology annotation, biological process: microtubule-based movement. The record is from RefSeq and is a predicted model, not a curated record. Gene Ontology annotation, molecular function: kinesin binding. Gene Ontology annotation, cellular component: kinesin complex; cytoplasm.
AAUGUAUGACAACAUGUCCACAAUGGUGUACCUAAAGGAAGACAAGUUGGAGAAGCUUACCCAGGAUGAAAUAAUUUCUAAAACGAAGCAAGUGAUUCAGGGGCUAGAAGCUCUGAAGAAUGAACACAAUUCUAUCUUGCAAAGUUUACUUGAGACACUUAAGUGUUUGAAGAAAGAUGAUGAGAGUAAUCUGGUGGAAGAGAAAUCAAACAUGAUUCGCAAGUCACUGGAAAUGUUGGAGCUUGGGCUGAGUGAGGCACAGGUAAUGAUGGCCCUAUCAAACCAUCUAAAUGCAGUUGAAUCAGAGAAACAGAAAUUGCGUGCCCAAGUACGCCGUCUGUGCCAGGAAAAUCAGUGGCUACGGGAUGAAUUAGCUAACACACAGCAAAAGUUGCAAAAAAGUGAGCAAUCGGUGGCUCAACUAGAGGAAGAAAAGAAACACCUGGAAUUCAUGAAUCAGUUAAAAAAAUAUGAUGAUGACAUUUCUCCAUCAGAGGACAAAGACAAUGAUUCUACCAAAGAACCUCUGGAUGACCUUUUCCCCAAUGAUGAAGAUGAUCCUGGUCAAGGAAUUCAACAGCAACAUAGCAGUGCAGCUGCUGCUGCCCAACAAGGGGGCUAUGAAAUUCCAGCACGGCUUAGAACUCUUCAUAACCUUGUUAUUCAGUAUGCUUCUCAAGGGAGAUAUGAGGUUGCUGUACCAUUGUGCAAACAAGCACUAGAAGAUCUUGAGAAGACUUCUGGUCAUGAUCACCCUGAUGUUGCCACUAUGCUAAAUAUCUUGGCUCUGGUAUACAGAGAUCAGAACAAAUACAAAGAUGCAGCUAAUCUACUAAAUGAUGCACUGGCUAUCCGAGAAAAAACUUUGGGCAAAGAUCACCCGGCGGUGGCAGCAACUUUGAAUAAUCUUGCAGUUCUUUAUGGCAAAAGAGGGAAGUACAAAGAAGCUGAGCCUUUGUGUAAGAGAGCCCUGGAAAUCAGAGAGAAGGUUUUGGGAAAAGAUCACCCAGAUGUUGCCAAACAGUUAAAUAACUUGGCCUUACUGUGCCAGAACCAGGGCAAGUAUGAGGAGGUAGAAUAUUAUUAUCAAAGAGCACUUGAGAUCUACCAGACAAAACUGGGACCAGAUGACCCCAAUGUGGCCAAAACAAAAAAUAACUUGGCAUCUUGCUACCUGAAACAAGGGAAAUUCAAGCAGGCUGAAACACUGUACAAGGAGAUACUUACUCGUGCACAUGAGAGAGAGUUUGGCUCUGUAGAUGAUGAAAAUAAACCCAUUUGGAUGCAUGCUGAGGAGAGAGAAGAAUGCAAAGGAAAACAAAAGGAUGGGACAUCUUUUGGAGAGUAUGGUGGCUGGUACAAAGCUUGCAAAGUUGAUAGUCCAACUGUGACAACCACUUUAAAGAACCUUGGAGCACUUUAUAGACGUCAAGGCAAGUUUGAAGCUGCUGAAACAUUAGAGGAAGCAGCCAUGAGGUCUCGAAAACAGGGUCUUGACAAUGUUCACAAACAGAGAGUAGCUGAAGUGCUAAAUGACCCUGAGAGCAUAGAAAAAAGAAGAAGCCGAGAAAGUCUCAAUGUUGAUGUGGUAAAGUACGAGAGUGGUCCUGAUGGAGGGGAGGAAGUGAGUAUGAGCGUAGAGUGGAAUGGGGAUGGCACUGGAUCCUUAAAACGCAGUGGUUCCUUUAGCAAACUUCGGGCUUCAAUUAGACGCAGCAGUGAGAAGCUGGUUAGAAAGCUGAAGGGAGGAAGUUCACGAGACAGUGAACCAAAGAAUCCUGGCAUGAAGCGUGCCAGUUCUCUGAAUGUUCUUAAUAUGGGCGGCAAGGCUGCUGAAGAUCACUUUCAAGAACGAAAUAAAUGUCUGACAGACUCGAGAGUUCUGAGUGCCAGUCACACUGACUUAGCCCAUUGAGGUGCUGGGACAGAAGCUAGCUAUUAAAGAAGCACUGAGACUCUCAAAGCCUUGGUUCCUCAUCCCUCUUGUUAGGAACAUGUAAAUGAGAGGUUCCAUGGCAAAGGACUCUGAUUUUUUAUAUUUCUCUAAAAUGACUUUUAAAAUGUAGGGACUUUUUCCUUCUUUUAAGGAGUCUAUAAGUCACUGCUAUCUUCUGUGCUUAUAUUUAGCCUUGUUACCAAUAGGUUUUGCUAUCCCAAUAGCCACGAGCUAAAGGAACACUGAUAUUUUAGCUAUUCAACAUAAAUACAUGAUAGUCUCUAGAUUCCCAGGCCUGAAACAUAGACAAUCAGAAGUAACUGAUUAGAUCUUCACUAUGGCAGAGUGUAGGCAGGUUCAACUCACUACGACUGGGAGGCUCCUCUGCUGCUGAUGGCCCAUUUAAUACAUGACUUCCCAAGUAGAUGUUGAAAGUGUGGGGUUUUGGGGGCAGCUAAAUAGCACAGUAGUUAGAGUGCGAGACUUGAAGUUGAGAGGACUUGGGUUCAGAUCUGGACUCUGACACUUCCUAGCUGUGUGACCUUGGACAAGUCGCUUAACCCUGAAUGCCUAGCCCUUGCUGCUCUUUUCUCUGAUGCUAAGGUGGAAGGUAAAGAGAAAGAAAGAGGAAAGAGCAAAGUCUUUUAAUUAGGCUCUUUAGGGACUUACUAUGAGACAAGUAAUUGAAUCUAUAUUGGACCAUGAUGCUUCACAGAGAGCUCAGAGUUGUUCUUUCCUGUGUCAGUCUUGGUUAGUGCUUUCCCCAAGAGAAGGUGGAAAAGUGGUAGUCUGUGGUCUUUCUUUAGGCUUCACUAUAAACGAAGUAGAGAGGACUCACCUGGGUUUCCUCAUGAGAGGGCUGAUUUCAGGUCACUCUUAAGAAGUUCUGUAGAACUUGCAGAGUAUGUAACACUCUGUAUGCUGUCAUUAGUGAUUGAGCAUUGUGAAACAAAAAGGAAAAGAAUGUACUAAUUGCUCGCGCUAGGAUUAGAAUUGUACUUUGCAUUAGGGAAAAACAAAUCUAGUUUCUGCUUAUGAGCAGGCAAAGAAGAAAGACCGUUUUUAUUAUGUAUGAGAUAUAGAUGAGUAAUACAAUGAUGCAGUUAUCUGUAUAUGAAAUGCACUUAAUUAUUUCUAUAAAAUAUUCAUUUAGUAUCUAUAGAAAAUUUGUUUGAAGUUGGAUAGAUAAUUGUCUAAUAUAGACAUUUUAUAACGAGAUAAUGCUGCUAAUUUUAGUUUUUCAGUGUACUAUACUUUAUUGGUGAAUUUAAGAGAACAAACUCUUUGGGAUUACUUUAUAGCAAUUUUUAAUUUGUUAAAAAGCCUUUGUAUAGUUAUUAAUAUAUUAGAAUAGAAUGCAAAAAUUAUGUAUCUGUAUGGAGUUUAUACUUUUUUCAGUUACGUGCAUAGAUUUUCACUAUCAAAAUGUCCAUUGUACCUCCUAUUGAAGAUGCUGUGUUCCCUGACCACUAACAUUAUUUGAUCAUUAUUUUUUAGUGUACUAUCUGGCCUUCUCCUUCCUGUCUUCCUAGAGGAUGAGACAAUUGAUUAUAUGCUGAGCCAUGAUACUUCACAAUGCCCCUAAAUUGUCCUUUUUUUGAUGGCUUUUCGACUUUCAGGCUCCCAUAUAUAUUGUGUAUUUAUUUUUCCUUUAAAAUUUGAUAAAAAUAGAUGUACUUAGAAAAUUGCUAUCAAGUUGUAAGAAGAUAGAAGAAAUAGCCUAGGGAAAGCUGUUUUGGUUUCAUGGCUCUAUAAAUUCCAUUUUUUAGUAAACUGGCACCAGGUGUGCUGUUUCUAGAUUUGGUACAUGAAAUACAUGUUUUAUUACAUAUGAGAAAGUGACAGGCAGCAUGGCACAGUGGCGAGAGAGAGAGCUAAGCAUGGGAGUUAGGAAGACCUGGUUUCAAACUAUAUGACCCUAGAUAUGUGGUUUAGCUUCUCAGUUCCUUAGGAAUAAAUUGCAACAAGAGGGGUGUAAUUUGUAUCAAUAGAACAAGUUAGAGAGUUCUUUUCCAGGAACUUCCUAAACUGAUAAAAUCCUUUUCCUAAUCAAAGAUGGCAUUGUAUAUGAAAUGCAGACAAUAAACUAAAGCCUGGUGAUCUGGUUCACUGUAGGAUAAAACCAGCACGCAAUUACAGUGGAUGAAGCAAAGACUUGAAAGCAGAAUUUCAGUUGUUAGACCUACUUUUAACAUCUUUGUUAAAAAAUCCAGUUUAGGUCAGUCUCAGUUUCUCUGCAGAUAAAUAGUUAUGACUUUCAUUUUUCAGUAACUUACUGAUUGUAAGUUGUACAAGUGGAUAUCGUAAGUCUUGACUUAUGAAUUAGAAAAACUGCUAGUGAAACUGGACUGAAAACUAAUUUCCCUUUUAAGAACUUUGUAUUCUUCUUGGCUGCAUUUCAAGAUGACAAUUUAACUUUGAAAAUUCUGCUUGAAUGCCUGACCCUUAAAAUUUCAUAACAAAGCAAAUAAAUCACGUGUUACCAUUUUAAUGGGGCUAUCUUAAGUAAAAUUGCUGCUUCUUCUUUUUUUUUUUUUACAUCCAGCUAGAUGUUGCCUUAGAUUCACUCCCGUUAAUUCCUUGCUGACAUUUGGCCAAGAAAGACUUUACCACCAACACAGACAGAAAGGAAUCUUGCAUAUCUUUCUACAUGUCUUUGCACCUAAGUAUCUUACACGCAACCUAUGCAAGAGUUAUGAUGAUAGUGAACACAAAGUCAGUGAGAAACAUUAGAGGUGAAGUUACAGUGGACUGGUCCUGUGCUGUCAUAGCUAAAAGUGCUCUCCAGUGAAUUCUUCAGGAAAGAUUUAUCCAUUUGCUCUAGGAAGAAUGCCUUACUGUUUCUAAUGAGAUAAUGAAUAGGGCUUAACUUCAUAUUGUGAGGUUAUAAUUCUCCUCUUUUCUUCACUUUGAAAGGUCAGUGAUCACAAAGACAAAAAAUCACAAAACAGCGUUAUUUGUAGGUUGAUGAGUAAGGCGACUGUUAAUGGUUUUACAUAAUUUGCUAAGCAGUAGGUUUCAAACAUUUGGUUAUCUUGAGUGUGUCUGUUGUUGAAAAUGCCUGUCAGUACUUGUUCUUCUGUAUGUUUACAAUGUAUGAUAGGGUCAGAUGCAGUUUGGAUAUGUUUUUGGUAACUCUUUGGUCUAAGAGGUUCAUAUUUAAUAUGUAAUUAUUAUGUUUAUUCAUGAAAGCCAUGAUUUGACCACCUGAAAUCCAGAAUCUGUAGAAUUGAUUGAGAAACUAAUUUCUGAGAUGAUUGUAAGUCUCUGCACUUAAUAUUUUCAAGAAGUUUACAUUGAUUAGAUUUAAAAAAAAAGUCACACAAAGCUUUUAAAGCAAAUACACGCUAUUGAAUUAUACCACACAGAAUUGAACAAAGGUCAUUUGGGCAGAGGAGAGGCUAGGCUGAUAUACAAAGAAACUAUAUUGCUUAAUUCCUUAGAAUUUUUCAGGGAUGAUUUAAGUGGUUAAUAAAGAGAUAUGAAAGAUAAGCUAGGAAUCACAAAUCUUUUUGGCAGAUAGAUUUAAAAGAUAAGAAUGGCUGUUAUCCUGGGAUAGGAUAAGAAUUUUGGCAUGGUCCCUGUAUUUGAAGCUUUAAACCAGACUACUAAAACUGAGGACUGUAUUUUGGGAGGUCAGGGAGUUGCCAUGUCUUUUUAUAGCACUUAAGGACUUCAUGAUGCUCUAGUCACUUUCAGUUUCCCUUUUAAAGAUACUAGCUUUGUCCAAAGAAGUUUCACAGAAAAACAUGUUACAAAAUAUUUAUUAUGUAUAUCAUGAAUUUAAAAAAUGUUUGCUUCUGUAUUGAAAUGGCAGUGUACCUUUGAAGGGAAACUAUGUCUGAUACUUAAUCAGUGAAAGCACUAGGGGUUAGGACCAAAGGCCCAGAAACAUGUUUACAGGAAGUGCUGGACUCUGGAGUCAGGAGAACUGAUCUGGCUACUCUUCAGCUGCUUUCAAGCUGUCGGCUCUUGGGCAAGAGUUUCUAGGGACAGUGAGAUGGACAUCUGUUCCAUCUGCAUCACAGCUGCUGUAGCCCACACUGCUUGAUAGAGGACAUGGAGAGUACAAGAAUAUAGGGUACCUGUCCUGGAGCUCCUUUUCAUUCCUUAAUUUUAGUAUAAAGGUUUUCACUUCAUACUUAUUCUGUUACUACAUUGAUUGUAGUGUCAAAGUUGAGUUGUUUACAUUGAUUCUGGGAUUUACUACAUGUUUUCAGAAGUGCAUGUCAUUUCUAUUAAAUUCAUGUGCUGCA